AUGUCUCUUGAUACCAAUAACUCUUCACAACCAUCAUCAUCUCCUCCGAAGCGGCCGCGACUCUCGCUUCAAAUCAAGACGCCGGCCACGGCCCAAACACUGGGGAAGUCAUCCACUGCCUUGAAAGCAGAUAUCGACCCCUCGUCUCCUACAGCUUUCAAUACACUUUCGAAUGCAUACGCAGUCGCUAUCGAGAAUGCUUCACCUAGGACAGCAAGGCCCCUCUCGACAUCUGUCGACAGCAAAUUCGCCAGAAGGACAUCAUUACGGCUUGAGACGAGCAACUUCCAGGGAGGCAACGAAUAUGUCCACCCCUCACAACGGACCCAGACACCAGGUCCAUUCUCCAUCACAUACCCAGAUACGCCUCGCUCGGCAUAUCCAAGUCUAACACCAACUGCAACCACCCAACCACCCCUUCAAAGCGAACUCAAACCUACCGCAACAUCGUUCACUUUCACACCUCCUCAAUCCGCAGGCUCCGACCAUUCCCUCCCCCGAAUCUUCACCUUCGCCGCCAACAACGGCAGCACGUCCUCCCCAAGCACGCCUCGCACCCCUCGUCGACGCAUGACAGUCGGCGGCAGCCAAACAGCACCCUACACACACCCACGCAGCCUCCACAGCAUCCUGCGCAAUUCUCCCCUCCCACCACGAAGCACCAUCACGCCCGCCACACCCAGCCGCAUGUCCAUGCGCCUCGCGAACCGCGCCUCCAAGAAAGUAGGCUACAACGACCCCCUCACGCAAACAAUCACCACCAACAAAUACGUCAAGUCGCACAUCGAUUUAUUAUCUGAAGAUUCCCCUCACUCAGCCACCGACCCCGAAGCAUCCGAGAAGCCAGAGCUAGAACCCCUCGACGUAACGAUGGCGUACACAGGCGACGAGACGCGCGACGGGGGCCAGACGCCCGGUCCAUUCGAGGAGAUGCGGCGGCGCAUGGCGGAGAGCGAUCUCGAGACCCCUGGGACAAGGAAGCGCAAGCGCAGGGAGAAGAAGAGGAAGUGGGAGUGGACGAUCAGCACUACCGAGAAGGACGACGGCGACGAUGGCGAAGAGACGCCUGUAGGGAGGACGCCGCUGACGGCUGUGAUGCUGGCGAGGACGCCUAUCACGGCGAUACGGAGAGGGGCGUCUGUAUCAGAGGAUUCGGCGUCUGAGGUUUCGGAGGCGGAGGAGAGGUUUGUGCCACCGGCUUCGGGGUCUGAGGAUUCGGAGAUGUCGGAUGAGAGGGAUGAGUGGAAUCGUUCUGUGAGGUCGGAAUCGAGGGGUUUUGAUGAGGGUGAUGAUGUUAGGCCGACGACGUCGCAGUCACUGUAG
This is a messenger RNA of Cadophora gregata, 1323 nucleotides long. RefSeq lists its product as uncharacterized. The record is from RefSeq and is a predicted model, not a curated record. The transcript has a single exon. The coding region runs from base 1 to 1323 and encodes 440 amino acids. NCBI's taxonomy places the organism in Eukaryota, Fungi, Ascomycota, Leotiomycetes, Helotiales, Ploettnerulaceae.